AUGCGAUCUUUCUUCAAGAAGCCAGACUGGGCGAAACCGGAUAGUAAUCCAGGCCAGUCGGCUGAAUUCUACAGGCGGUCCGAGCAAGUUUACACAGAUAUUAUCUCCAGAAAGCCCGAAGUAGAUGAGAAGAGUGAGGAUGAUGAAGAUAAUGAGGAAGCUAGCCAACAUUUGCAGGACGACAGGUUUCAAGAGCCACAGCCAUCACAAGAGUCAAGAGGAUCGAAACGGCGGCGGAUUUCUCGCGAAGAAAGCGUACCAUCAACGAAGUGUCCCGGCCGGGGUUCUGAGGGAUGUGAGAAGGGCAGGGAAGAUCAAGCCGAUGUCAAGGAGGCGAUAUGCCCAAUGCAACGAAUGCAACAAGCACCAGCGACGACUAUGUCGCAUACACAAGUCAAGAAUCCUCCUGCGAAAGUGAAUAAUGAACUACCUCCAACCGCAACAGUGAUAGAACUGGAUUCAUCGGAUACGGGUUCUUUACGGCCGAAGUCGCAAAGUGUACAAGCUACUCAACCACACAGUAGACAAGCGCCAAAGCAUGCUCUCGACGACGAGGAGGAUGACGAUGACGACCUAUACAAGGAAGAAGAGUACGCCGAGCUAGUGCGCAAAGCCCGAGAGAGAGCACGACUACAACGCGCAGCCUCAGCCGGCAACGCUGGACCUGAUCCUGUGGCAGCAGGCGCCCGAACAACUCAGUCUCCUAAUCUCAACCACACCACAAAACCCACCAGCAACACCCCAGACAGACAAAGCCAGCUUGUAGAACCCAUCGUGAGAAUCCUCAUAACCUCAGACCUGCCCAACACAAAUCCACUCAUCGUCCAGCGGCGACUGAACCAAGAUCUCCGUGACGUGCGCCGGGCCUGGUGCAGCCGACAAGGCUUCGACGAUGACAUGACCGCCUCCGUAUUCCUGACCUGGAAGGGCAGACGAUUAUUCGACGUGACGACCUGCAAGAGCCUAGGAGUGCUGGAGGACAAGGAAAAAGGGCUACUACAACCACUACCCAUAAGGGAUUAUUACAACGAUAGCGACGACGAUGGUCGGGACAGCGAAUGGCUUGAAGUUCACAUGGAAGCCGUCACGGAGAAACUGUUCGAGGAAAAGAGACGCCAGGCGAUGAAGGCAUCGCAAGGUGGGUCCGGCGGCAGUGAUGAGGACGAAUAUGAUGACGGCGACAACGACGACGAUGACGAAGACAAGGAUGAGAUGGGUCGAGAAUCUCAAGAAAAGCAGAACGUUCUCCUCAUCUUCCUUAAAUGUCCUGGUAUCGAGGAUCUGAAGAUAAGAGUGCGCCACAAAACACAUAUCUCGUCGAUAAUCAGGAGUUUCCGGGAGAAAAGGGAUAUACCUUCCCACCGCACGGUUCAGUUGUUAUUUGACGGUGACCAGCUUCAUCCAGACUCGAUGGUCAGCGAUAAUGAUAUGGCGGACCGCGAUGCGAUUGAUGUGCGCAUUAAGUGA
Molecule: messenger RNA, 1467 nt
Organism: Blastomyces dermatitidis ER-3
Lineage: Eukaryota; Fungi; Ascomycota; Eurotiomycetes; Onygenales; Ajellomycetaceae
Exons: 1
Coding region: 1-1467 (488 amino acids)
Source: RefSeq, a predicted model, not a curated record